Molecule: messenger RNA, 2621 nt
Organism: Phacochoerus africanus (Common warthog)
Lineage: Eukaryota; Metazoa; Chordata; Mammalia; Artiodactyla; Suidae
Product: signal transducer and activator of transcription 5B
Exons: 19
Coding region: 143-2506 (787 amino acids)
Biological process (GO): growth hormone receptor signaling pathway via JAK-STAT; regulation of cell population proliferation; cell surface receptor signaling pathway via JAK-STAT
Molecular function (GO): RNA polymerase II cis-regulatory region sequence-specific DNA binding; DNA-binding transcription factor activity, RNA polymerase II-specific
Source: RefSeq, a predicted model, not a curated record
GGAGCCGUCACCCCGGGCGGGACUGAGCGCAGGCGACAAAGCGCGGCGGCCCGGCCGAGGGAGGGAGCGAGCGAGCGGGCGAGCCAGAGAGCGGGCGGGAGGCAGCCGCUGGCGCCCGAGGGGCCGAGCGAGAUUGUAAACCAUGGCUGUGUGGAUACAAGCCCAGCAGCUCCAAGGAGAUGCCCUUCAUCAGAUGCAAGCACUGUAUGGUCAGCAUUUCCCCAUCGAGGUGCGGCAUUAUUUAUCCCAGUGGAUUGAAAGCCAAGCUUGGGACUCAAUAGAUCUUGAUAAUCCACAGGAGAACAUUAAGGCCACCCAGCUCCUGGAGGGCCUGGUGCAGGAGCUGCAGAAGAAGGCAGAGCACCAAGUGGGGGAAGAUGGGUUCUUACUGAAGAUCAAGCUGGGGCACUACGCCACGCAGCUCCAGAACACGUAUGACCGCUGCCCCAUGGAGCUGGUCCGCUGCAUCCGCCAUAUUCUGUACAACGAACAGAGGCUGGUCCGAGAAGCCAACAAUGGCACUUCUCCAGCUGGAAGUCUCGCUGAUGCCAUGUCCCAGAAACACCUUCAGAUCAACCAGACCUUUGAGGAGCUGCGACUGGUCACGCAGGACACGGAGAAUGAGUUGAAGAAGCUGCAGCAGACUCAAGAGUACUUCAUCAUCCAGUAUCAAGAGAGCCUGAGGAUCCAGGCUCAGUUUGCCCAGCUGGCCCAGCUGAACCCCCAGGAGCGUCUGAGCCGGGAGACGGCCCUCCAGCAGAAGCAGGUGACCCUGGAGGCCUGGCUGCAGCGCGAGGCCCAGACCCUGCAGCAGUACCGCGUGGAGCUGGCCGAGAAGCACCAGAAGACCCUGCAGCUGCUGCGGAAGCAGCAGACCAUCAUUCUGGAUGACGAGCUGAUCCAGUGGAAGCGGCGGCAGCAGCUGGCGGGGAACGGAGGGCCCCCCGAGGGCAGCCUGGACGUGCUGCAGUCCUGGUGUGAGAAGUUGGCGGAGAUCAUCUGGCAGAACCGGCAGCAGAUCCGCAGAGCUGAGCACCUCUGCCAGCAGCUGCCCAUCCCCGGCCCCGUGGAGGAGAUGCUGGCUGAGGUCAACGCCACCAUCACAGACAUCAUCUCAGCCCUGGUGACCAGCACAUUCAUCAUCGAGAAGCAGCCCCCUCAGGUCCUGAAGACGCAGACCAAGUUCGCGGCCACCGUGCGCCUGCUGGUGGGCGGGAAGCUGAACGUGCACAUGAACCCCCCGCAGGUGAAGGCCACCAUCAUCAGUGAGCAGCAGGCCAAGUCGCUGCUCAAGAACGAGAGCACCCGCAAUGAUUACAGCGGCGAGAUCUUGAACAACUGCUGUGUGAUGGAGUAUCACCAGGCCACCGGCACCCUCAGCGCCCACUUCCGGAACAUGUCGCUGAAACGAAUUAAGAGGUCUGACCGUCGUGGAGCAGAGUCAGUGACAGAAGAAAAAUUUACAAUCUUAUUUGAAUCACAGUUCAGUGUUGGUGGAAAUGAGCUGGUUUUUCAAGUCAAGACCCUGUCCCUCCCAGUGGUGGUGAUUGUUCACGGCAGCCAGGACAACAACGCGACGGCCACCGUCCUCUGGGACAAUGCUUUCGCAGAGCCUGGCAGGGUGCCUUUUGCGGUGCCUGACAAAGUCCUGUGGCCGCAGCUGUGCGAGGCGCUCAACAUGAAAUUCAAGGCCGAGGUGCAGAGCAACCGGGGCCUGACCAAGGAGAACCUCGUGUUCCUGGCACAGAAGCUCUUCAACAGCAGCAGCAGCCACCUGGAGGACUACAGCGGCAUGUCUGUGUCCUGGUCCCAGUUCAACAGGGAGAAUUUACCAGGACGGAAUUACACUUUCUGGCAGUGGUUUGAUGGUGUGAUGGAAGUGUUAAAAAAACAUCUCAAGCCUCAUUGGAACGAUGGGGCUAUUUUGGGUUUCGUGAACAAGCAACAGGCCCAUGACCUACUCAUUAACAAGCCCGACGGGACUUUCCUGCUGAGGUUCAGUGACUCUGAAAUUGGUGGCAUCACCAUUGCUUGGAAGUUUGAUUCUCAGGAAAGAAUGUUUUGGAAUCUGAUGCCUUUUACCACCAGAGACUUCUCUAUCCGGUCCCUGGCAGACCGCUUGGGAGACCUGAAUUACCUUAUCUACGUGUUUCCUGAUCGGCCAAAGGAUGAAGUGUACUCCAAAUAUUACACCCCAGUUCCAUGCGAGCCUGCCACCGCUAAAGCAGUGGACGGAUACGUGAAGCCACAGAUCAAGCAAGUGGUCCCUGAGUUUGUGAGCGCCUCUUCAGACUCUGCCGGGGGCAAUGCCACCUACAUGGACCAGGCCCCCUCCCCAGCCGUGUGCCCCCAGGCUCAUUACAGCAUAUACCCACAGAACCCCGACCCCGUCCUUGACAACGAUGGGGACUUUGAUCUGGACGACACAAUGGAUGUGGCACGUCGUGUGGAGGAGCUCUUGGGCCGACCUAUGGACAGUCAGUGGAUCCCUCACGCGCAGUCGUGACCCCCUGUCGCCAUCUUCCGCUUCUUCGUCCUCGCCAGAGGAGUUAUACUUGUGGAUGUUUUAAUUCCAUGAAUCGCUUCUCUUUGGAAACAAUACUCAUAAUGUGAAGUGUUAA